This is a messenger RNA of Eutrema salsugineum, 1212 nucleotides long. Its product is annotated as probable cysteine protease RD19B. Gene Ontology annotation, molecular function: cysteine-type endopeptidase activity. The record is from RefSeq and is a predicted model, not a curated record. Gene Ontology annotation, cellular component: lysosome. The transcript is spliced from 4 exons. NCBI's taxonomy places the organism in Eukaryota, Viridiplantae, Streptophyta, Magnoliopsida, Brassicales, Brassicaceae. Bases 1 to 1092 code for a protein of 363 amino acids.
AUGGAUCAGUUUAGGGCUUUGUUCUCCGUUUCUCUUGUCCUCUUUGUGUUGGUCUCUGUUUCGUUUUGUGAGGACGACAGCGACGAUCUAUUGAUCCGACAAGUGGUUAAUGUAACGGAGCCGAGAGUUUUGUCAUCGGAGGAUCACUUUGCUCUGUUCAAGAGAAAAUUCGGCAAGGUUUACGGUUCUGUUGAGGAGCAUUACCACAGAUUGUCGAUUUUCAGACGAAACCUUCUGCGAGCAAUGCAUCACCAGAGGAUGGAUCCUUUUGCUAGCCAUGGAGUUACUCAGUUUUCGGAUCUGACUCCUUCUGAGUUUCGGAGAAUGCAUUUGGGUGUCAAAGGUUUAGGCUUUAAGAUUCCCAAAGACGUUAAUCAAGCCCCGAUUCUCCCUACGCAGAAUCUUCCCAAAGAAUUUGACUGGAGAGAUCGUGGCGCUGUUACUCCCGUGAAAAACCAGGGAUCUUGUGGAUCCUGUUGGAGUUUCAGCACUACAGGUGCGCUUGAAGGUGCUCACUUCCUCGCAACUGGGAAACUCGUCAGUCUCAGUGAACAACAGCUCCUCGAUUGUGAUCACGAGUGUGAUCCAGAACAGGCAGGUUCAUGUGACUCUGGUUGCAACGGUGGGCUCAUGAACACCGCCUUUGAGUACACGCUCAAAACAGGAGGGCUCAUGCGAGAGGAAGAUUAUCCAUACACCGGCACUGAUGGUGGGACCUGCAACUUAGACAAGUCUAAUAUUGUUGCUUCUGUUUCCAACUUCAGUCUUGUCUCUAUCAACGAAGAUCAGAUCGCUGCAAAUCUUGUCCAAAACGGUCCUCUAGCUGUGGCAAUCAACGCAGGUUAUAUGCAAACCUACAUUGGAGGAGUCUCGUGCCCUUACAUAUGCUCGAGACGGCUCAACCACGGUGUCUUGUUGGUUGGUUAUGGUUCUGCCGGGUUUGCUCAAGCUAGGCUCAAGAAAAAGCCGUAUUGGAUCAUCAAAAACUCAUGGGGAGAAACUUGGGGUGAGAAUGGUUACUAUAAGCUAUGUAGAGGUCGUAACAUUUGUGGUGUUGACAGCUUGGUUUCCACCGUCGCUGUCUCCGUCUAGAGGUUUUCAUUUUCCAUUCAGACAAUCUUCAUCGCCUUGUCUUUUUUUUUUGUUUUAAACAAGUUGAAAACCUGUAAAUAAAAUUAAUGAAAUGCAUUUCUCCGUGCAAAUUCAACCUGC